Messenger RNA from Brugia malayi, 762 nucleotides. RefSeq names its product CENP-B N-terminal DNA-binding domain containing protein. Lineage: Eukaryota; Metazoa; Nematoda; Chromadorea; Rhabditida; Onchocercidae. Gene Ontology annotation, molecular function: DNA binding. The record is from RefSeq and is a predicted model, not a curated record. Bases 1 to 762 code for a protein of 253 amino acids. The transcript has a single exon.
AUGUUACAAAAUGCAAAAAGUAGUAAUAGCGUCAGGAACAGCGGCAGUAAUAAAAUCAGUGAGGGUGAAGAUGAUGGUACUGAUGAUAGUAAUACUGAUACUGGUAGUGGUAGCGGGGCUUUUCAACCAGUUAAACCUCGAUCUAUGGGAAAUUUAUCACCUGUGGCAUCAACGACAAAAAUGGAUGAAUCGUUGGUUGUGGCAGGACUUCAUACUGACGAAAUGGCCGUAGAUUCGUCCACUCCAACUACUACCACAAUUGAAAGACGCAAAAAGAAACCAUACAAAGAAUUAACUCUAGAAGAAAAAGUUCAGUUGAUUCGAUUAGCGGAAGAAAAUGCUGGAAUGAGUCAAGCUAAUAUUGCGGAACGUUAUUCAAUUGCUAAAAGUAAUGUUUGCCGAAUUUUGCAACGGAAACACGAAUAUCUUCGAGCAUAUGAAUGGGCCGGUUUUGCUGGAUCUCGAAAGCGUAAACUUCGUGGUGAUCCACAGCAGCAUCAUCAUCAUCAUCAUCAUCAUCAACAACAUCAACAAUCACGUGGAAGUGCCAAAAAUUUUAAUAAUUUUCAAACUUUAAAAAUGACAAAUGCGACAAAUUGUACUGUAUCCCGUAAUCAUCCAACAAAUUAUGUGGAAUUGACAACAUCAAAUGGUAAGGAACGGGCAACUAACGAUAAUCGUCUUGUUGUACCACAACGUCCUGCAACGAUUAUACAACGGGGUAAUAUCAUUUGUAUUUACUUCGAUAUUUUCCUUAGAUAA